This is a messenger RNA of Procambarus clarkii (red swamp crayfish), 7040 nucleotides long. RefSeq lists its product as uncharacterized. Gene Ontology annotation, molecular function: GTP binding; GTPase activity. NCBI's taxonomy places the organism in Eukaryota, Metazoa, Arthropoda, Malacostraca, Decapoda, Cambaridae. The record is from RefSeq and is a predicted model, not a curated record. Gene Ontology annotation, cellular component: phagocytic vesicle; late endosome; Golgi apparatus. Gene Ontology annotation, biological process: endosome to lysosome transport; phagosome-lysosome fusion.
CCUCCGUCCCGCCCUCACUCGAGCAGCGCCCACCUGACGUACGUGUAGGGUCAUCCUCUCUCCCGCUUACUCCGUCUCCAGCCUCGUCUUCUUGGCACUUCUUGGCUUCUAAUUAUCAGAACGUCCUUCGUGAACACACGCCCAGCCUCCAGACGGCCAGGGCGAAGGUCACAAUGAGCUUGUGAAGUGAACCAGCAGAACUAUUGUCAUGCUACGUGACCUAUGAUUGGCUUGCUGGCGUUUGUGCGUGUCGCGGCUCCGGGGAUUGGUAUCAGUGGUGUGUACAAUGAUUUAUAAUCACAGUGUGGGGGUCAGGGCUCUUGGCGGGGCCCCCUGACCUGCUCCCAUAAGAGUGUUGGGCAGGAAUGGUGUCGCAGCACGCGCGUCAGGCUCAGGUCACUAGUGAGUGUCACUGACGGGGGGAAGUGAUGAGCUCCAUUCUUAGCGACAUAACCGAAGAACCUUCCACCGUUGGAGCGUCCAGUGUUGGUGCUGAUGCCUGGCUGGUAACUGCUCGAGCACACCACCUUAGUCAGGAGUCUCUGGAGGCGGUGCCUGCAGAGCCACACAACGUCGAACCGUUUAGCAACAGCCUGAAGGAGGCGAGAAAGUCCCCCACUGACCACAGUCUACGUACUGAACCCUCUGUCACAUCUCAGAAAAGCUUCAGCGACAGUGUGCUCGAUUCCGAAGACGAAUCUGAUACUGCUGUAACGUUGGACAGUGAUACUGGUUCAUUUUAUUCAGUGCAGUCCUUCGGCACGACUCUCCGCAAUGACAGUGUUUCGUCCCUUGUGAAUUCUGUGUUUCAUAGUGAAAAUACUCUCUUUGACUCUGCCCAGUCAAUCGUCACUCCUCGAGCUUCCAAAUGGUCAUCGUUAAGCAUCGAUAUUCCUAAUGAGACAAAAGGCUACACGAGCCCAUUAGAACGCCACAAUAGUCUAUACAUACAUCCUGGCAGUUUUCGCGCCUCUAUUGAGGAAAGGGACUACGAGUCGUGGGAAUACACAAGUUGCCCUGACCUCUCCCACGCUGGGUCUCGUCAACCUGAGGCCUUACCACAAGACGCCGCUAGCGUGGUAGCAAGACGCAACCGCCUAUCGUUACGCUUGUCUCAACUAGGAAAGGAAGCAGUAAAUAGUGUAAGUAUGAGUGCCGUAGAUGGACCUUCCUCUCCCAAACUAGUGGAAGAUGCCGACAAGAAGAAAAAGGGGCUCAUGUCUACUUUCCGGAAAGGCCGUAAGACAGGCCGAAAAUUGCGACAACAAAAGAAGCCAUUGGAAGGUGGACUUAGUUCCCCAGGUACAGGAGUGGCCAGCGACACGGAGCAAGAAUUUUACUUAGAGUCUGAACCCAGCGCUCCAAAUAGCCCAGCUCUUGUAAAAAGCGGCGCUAUUCAGGCAGAUAAGGAGACAGAGCAGCCUGAGGAAGGUGGAGAAAAACAGGACACCCGCCCGGCGACUCACGAACGACUCAAUGGCUCUUCAUCUCCGAAAGGAUCAGCGGACAGCAGCAAGACACCUUCUCCAGUGUCUAACAAGAGUUCUAAAAUCGAAGAUGAUGCUAAGAAAGGAGAUGAAAAGGAAGAAAGGAAGAAGGAAAAGAGCAAAUUUGGAAGUUUUCUCGCUCGUAAGGACAAGAAACAAAAAUCUGAGUCUGGAUCGAAAAUUUCUAUUGUAAGCAAUGCGUCGGCAACGUCUUCUCUCGCCACUGAUGCGUCGCUCGUCAGCACGGAUGUGGUCGCAACGUCUGCUUCACCAGAGAGAAAGGCGGAGGUGAUGGAGGGUACAGUGAAAGAUGAUAACGACCCCUUAACCACAGAGGCUGAUGUAACCAACCCCGACGACGCCGCCUCAACAGACUCCAUGGACCCUUCUUUCCGCUCCUUCAUUUCCAACGUCCAGUUUUUCAAGAACUGGACGGCAAAUGCGGAAAUACUUGCACAAGAGCCAACUGCUGAAGAUAAAUCCAAUCCCGGUGUUGAUGUGGCAGGUGACCAGAUUGUGUCUGCAGAAGAAACAUCGUCUGCAGUAGAAAAAACGGAGUCUGCGGCGCCACCUAAUGACAAACCAUCACCAACUAAGGUAACUUCUGGAGAGAGAACGGCAGUUAAUGUCGUCCCCGAUGAAAAAGAAUCCCCAAAAGCAAUUGAUUCCCCGUCCCCUGAUUUCAAUGACAGGUACCCGAGGUCUCUGGGAUCCCCUUACACGGCCACCACCCCACUCGUCUCCCCCUCUCAUGUGACGGAGAAACCGCUUGAUACAAGCACCAUCUCCAAUUCGCCUAUUAGAUCGAAAUCCUCCAGUCCCGUCCUUACUAAACGUCUUUCCAGUGAGACCAUUACAUCCCAGUUAGACAACCAGCCGCCAGUUUCCGAGCGUGGCGGCGACACCUCGCCUCCACCCACGCCACCCACCGUCAUGCCGCAGGAAAAGGAAGCCAAACGCAUGGAAAAGACGUCAGAGGGUGUUAGUGUGGAUGCGUUGUCGACAAUUGAACCGGUGGUGGUGGCCCCUGGCACGCCUACUCCCCCAUCAGGCCCUGAGGGCCAUGGUGGUGAGCCAUGGAUAACCGCCGAAGGUGACCGGUCACGCAGCGAACACAACCCUCUGAUGGAGUCGUCAGGGCACACCAGCGGCUCUUGGGCCACGUCGAGCGCAGACAAGCGUGAACAUCUAUACAAGAUCUUGGUGAUUGGAGAACUUGGUACUGGCAAGACCUCAAUCAUCAAGCGGUAUGUUCACCAGUUCUUCAGUCAGCACUACAGAGCCACCAUCGGUGUGGACUUUGCACUUAAGGUUCUAAAUUGGGAUAGCAACACUGUCAUUCGUCUUCAGCUCUGGGAUAUCGCAGGUCAAGAGAGAUUUGGAAAUAUGACGAGAGUGUACUAUAAAGAAGCAGUUGGAGCCUUUGUGGUGUUCGACGUGACACGGGCCCAAACCUUCGAUGCUGUGGCCAAAUGGAAGACAGACCUCGACACCAAGGUUACCCUGGCUGAUGGGUCGCCCAUUCCUACAGUGCUUCUGGCUAACAAGUGUGACCAGCCGAAGGAAGGCGUCGUGAACAACCCAGCUCGGAUGGACGACUAUUGCCGUGAACGAGGCUUCAGUGGUUGGUUUGAGACGUCUGCCAAGGAAAACAUCAAUAUUGAUGAGGCUUCUCGGUUUCUUGUCAACAAAAUACUUAGUAACGAGAAGCAGGGUAUGAUGAUGACAGAAUCUAUGGACAAUGACAAAAUCUCUGUAGAAGGCAGGGUAACUUCUGACAACAGAACUGGAUGCCGGUGUUAAAAGAAAACUUUAUAAUUAUCUUUGCAAUAUAAACGCUAUGCAUUAAGCAGACUUGUAUAGGAGCCAAGAUCCAGUAUCUUGCAACUCUUUACAUAGACAUAUAGUAUACAACAUAUAAACUAUGAAUUGCAUACUAAUGGUAUAUUUUCACAGAAAAUUUAUUUUGUGUGAACAAAUAUAAUAUGUGUCUUUUGCGAGAUGUUUUGGUUAAAACUAUUUAAUUUUAUAAUAGUUUCGAUUUUUUGAAUAACUUAAAAUGCUUCUGAAAGUAAAGAAUCUAUCUGAAUGUUAUAUUAAUCACUGCUCCACUGGGAUAGCAAUGAUAGUCAUUGAUAAGUGCAAAGAAACUGUAAUUCUAAGCUAUGAAAAUUAGGAUGAAUAUGACAAUAGAUCUAGUUAUCAGUUUAGGAAAUUAAUUCUAGUUCGUUCAUAGCUAAAUUAGCUAAUAAAAUUCUGCAUUGUAUAUCUACUACCCAGCUUUUUAAAAUGGAAUAAAUGUUAGUGAUAUAAUGAAUAAUUGAGGUUAUUUUUAAUUUGUCAUUACCUAGGACCGUAUUAUUUAACUUUUAUACAAAGCAUUUUGUCCCUACUUCAAAAAAAAUUCAACUGACAUCAGACAAAAUUUUUUAUGAUUCUUGUGCUGUGUAUUUGUUCUGAUUGUUUAAUAAUUUUACACCACUAUCAACCCAAAUCCAGAUUCCUACUUCAUUGUAUUAUGCUUUGUACCUUCUUGUAAAUAAAUUGAUAGAACCUAAGAACUUUAUUAAUGAUUUUUAUAAAAAAAAUAAAAUUACAAAUUAAGAAGCUUUCAGUGAGAUUUGUUAUCAAAAAAGGUACAUUGCAUGUUCUGUGGAAUAUUUAAUAGUAUGUAAACAAUCUGGAGUUCUCAAAAAAAAAAAUUUAAAUUAUUUUAACCUUCCAAUUUGGUGAUAUAAUGAAAAUCUGGUAUUUUUGUGAUGUUUAUAUAACUUGUAAAAAAAAUUAUUUUAAUCAUGUAGAUGAUAUUGCAAAAAGUGUAUUGUAUUCAAUUUAAGUUCUUUGUAGUAUAUUUAUGCAUGGAUAUGUUUGCCAUUUGACGUGCGUAAUGUGGCAGCCAUAUUUUUAUAUGAAUUUACAUUGAAUAGUUGGGUGAUUUUUGACAAGCCACUGGCUUCCUGUUCCCAUCGAGGCCACUGGAGUAUUGGUGGGCCUCAGGUAAAUUCAGGUAAAUUAUCUUCAUAUCAAAUUAGUGCUUUCUGGACCAAUUUCUGUGAUAUGUCAUUUUGUACAAAGUCAACCACAAAUGCAUGAUUCAGUAUAUAUAUGUUAACACUUAAAAGAAUUCGUUAUUUAAAUACUCAGAAUUAGUGCAUAUUCUUGAACACUGUUACAAUGACGGUUCACAUACAGAAAGUAUUAUACAAGUUUUAUGAACAAAUCCACAAGGGCCGUGACGAGGGUUCAAACAUGACGAACAUCGUGACGAGGCUUUAUUUGAUCCAUCACGCUAUUGUGAUUUCUGUGUGUACAAGUUUUAUCCUUGCACUUUGGUUGCCAGAUUUUGACCAUUUACAAUUUAUAAGAAAGGUUUUAAGAUCUAAUCAUUGCAUUGCCAGUAAAGUGUUCAUAAUUUUUAAAUAUGAAAUACAUUAUAUUCCAUUCACCCGGGCUCUAGGAGACUCGAAUCGUGGACCCCACACAUGUGAGUGGGGUCCCCAAUAAGUAUAUGACGUGGAUCACUAACUCCUCUGAGCUUCAGAAGUAAUCGGGGACAGUCAAAAACUUUCCUUAUUAAGAUCACUUAAUAGCACGGUCGAUAGAGCUUCAGCCUCACACGUGUGGGGUCCAGGGUUCGAGUCUCCCAGAGCCCAGGUGAAUACAAUGUUUAUCUCCACGGAAGUGUGGAUGACAAUUGUACAAUGCAUUAUACAUUUGUAGCUAAAAUCAGAAAAUUCAUUAUAAAGAAUAGGUUACAAUCAACAUCAUACUAUAAUUUCAUUGUUUUUUAAGUUUUUAAUGACUUCUCACGAUGCCUAGCAAUACUGUAUAAACAUUGCUGUUGUCUUCCAAAAUAACAGUUUUAAAAGUAAAAUAACUGUGCAAGAUAAGGUAAUUAUGAACACAGUGAAGAUGUACAGUGGUGUAAUUAUCAGCAGAAUAUAACCAUACAAGUAUUGUAUUUGUAAUGUCAUACUUAGGCCUACCAUAAAUUUUCUAAAGAUUUGUAUUUCAUACAACUCCAAACCAUCCAUUAUUACAAACCUUAAUACACGUCUUGAAAAUAUACUUUUGCAAGUUAUGAAUGUCAUACAGUAUGUAACAUUUGCAUCUUUCUAAAUAAGCAACGUUCCAAAACUUUAAAUGUAUUGUACAUUGAUUUUGUACUUCAUUUAAACUCCUGUCCUAUAGGCUGAUUAAUGCUAAUCACCUUACUUUAUAAUUUUAUAACUGAAUCAUUAUGAUUCUGCAUUAACAGCCUUGGUACCUAAAUUCCACCCAUUUUACUCGUCCAAUAUUUAAUACAAACUUAAUAUAUGCUCUAAAGUAGAUUUAACUUUGGAUAUUUAAAUAAGACCUAGUUGUCAUGCAUGUUUCAUUAAAUUUUACAAUGGGAAAGAAGAAAUCUGAGAAACUAUCUUUGCCAAUACAAUAGUUCGUACAUGUAAUAUUAUACAGAUUCAAUAUACUUAGGAAAUUUUGUUUACAGAAUGUUGAACAGGAAAGAACAAAAAACUGAAAUAAUCCAGAAUAAUAAACCAUAGAUUAUUUAUGAACUAUGUCCAUGCUGAGCAACUUAAAUUGUAUGUUUAUUUCCAUAGAAAAACCAUACAAAAUUUCUCUAUGAUCAUUGUGUAGUUUUCUGUCAGCUCCAGAAAGAAUUAACGUACUCGGCUCCAUCCCAUAAUGAAGUUCCAUCUUCAUUAAACAUUCAUUCUAAAUUGCAUCAAACAUACACUCUAAAUUGCACCAAACAUACACUCUAAAUUGUACCAAACUUAUACUCUAAAUUGCACCAAACAUCACUCUAAAUUGCACCAAACUUAUACUCUAAAUUGCAUUAAACAUACUCUCAAAAUUGCAUCACAAAAUAUACAGUACUCUUAUAUCAAAUUAUCACGUGUAUUUAUGUAAUAAAUGUAAAUGUAAAUUAACAUAAAAAUGUAUUGAGUAUUACUCAAACCAUCACACCAGUAAAUGUUUUACCGAAUUCAUAUACCAGAUACAGUUGGAUCUGAGCUUGACGUGUAAAUAUUUUACUAAGAUCAUAUACCAGACACAGUUGGGUCUGAGCUUGACGUGUAAAUAUUUUACUAAGAUCAUAUACCAGACACAGUUGGGUCUGAGCUUGACGUGUAAAUAUUUUACUAAGAUCAUAUACCAGACACAGUUGGGUCUGAGCUUGACGUGUAAAUAUUUUACUAAGAUCAUAUACCAGACACAGUUGGGUCUGAGCUUGACGUGUAAAUGUUUAACUAAGAUCAUAUACCAGACACAAUAAUGGGAUCAGGGCAUGAAGUUUUACUGAGACAAUACUCCAGAAACAAUACAGUCUGGGCAUUAAGUGUAAAUGUAUAAAUUCUUGUUAACCCAGUAUUUUUUUUCUGUACAGAAAUUGUUAAAAGUUUUAUACCACCAUUAGUUAUUUAAUAAUUCUAGUAUAGGAGGAUAUUGUAGUGUUUAAAAUGUAUGUUGUAGCCUGUAAUCGUCUUAUAAAUAAGGUAUAGUGUGUGUAGCAAUGCUGCAUAUAUGUCAAUAAAUAAAUUCUUCUUA